Amoebophrya sp. A120 is the source of this 262-nucleotide messenger RNA. The record is from the annotation of a GenBank genome assembly. NCBI's taxonomy places the organism in Eukaryota, Dinophyceae, Syndiniales, Amoebophryaceae.
AUGCCAUGCCCCCCUGGUGGAGGAGAACUGCAAUCGAAGUCCCACGGCGUAGUUCUUGCGCCGUCCGGACCUCCCCAGGUCGUCGUCUCCACCGCAACGGCCUCUCUGGAGGCGUUUAAGAAGCAAACGCUGGACGGCUACCUGAGCCUGGUGACGUGCCCCGAGGAACGGCGCUUCCUGCUGCAGCUAAUUUGCGACUACGUGCGGUACGGGGACCAGCGGCUCCAGUUCCCGGGGAUGCAGCCCGUGUCGCUGACCAAGG